This is a messenger RNA of Daphnia magna, 985 nucleotides long. RefSeq names its product speckle-type POZ protein B. Gene Ontology annotation, molecular function: ubiquitin protein ligase binding. The record is from RefSeq and is a predicted model, not a curated record. Lineage: Eukaryota; Metazoa; Arthropoda; Branchiopoda; Diplostraca; Daphniidae. Gene Ontology annotation, cellular component: cytoplasm; nucleus. Gene Ontology annotation, biological process: proteasome-mediated ubiquitin-dependent protein catabolic process; regulation of proteolysis. The transcript has 3 exons.
AUGCGGUUAGUGGGAAAUCUGACGAAGACAAGUUGGCCAUUGGAAGUCGUCGGAAUUUCACACGAUGAACGUGAUCGCAAUCAAAAUUACUUGAAAAAGACACGGGAUGAACGUUUUUCUACAGCGUUUUGCCAAAAAACUAUUCCAGGAAACAGAAGUAAUUACGAUUUAAUCGAUGAUGCCACUGGCGAUAUUCCUUUAGAUGUUCUAGAAUCGUCCUCGUUUUCGUCGGGAGAAGGUCGUUUUUUUACCCUUGUUCUCUACGGCCUUUAUGACGAUUUAGUAAUUGAUCUGGAUGUAGUUUUGACCCAACUUGAAGAACUAUUUAAAAACAAUACGCUUAGUGACGUUAACUUGAAGGUCGGAGGAUGAAUCUUUCAUGCCCACAAGAACAUUUUAUCUGCAAGCAGCAAAGUAUUUGCUGCCAUGUUUGAUCAUGAAACAGCAGAGAAGUUGUCGAACAACGUAGACAUUCAGGACAUCGAUCCCGACGUUUUCCCAGAAGUGCUUCGUUACCUGUACACUGGCCGAAUGUCUUCUGGAACGCUGGACAAAAUGGCUGUCGAUGUUUUGGCGGUUGCCGAUAAAUAUUUGCUAGAUCAGUUGAAAGCCGAGUGUGAAAGACACUUAACCAAGAGGAUGACCGCCGACAGUUGCGUGGAGUUGCUUUCACUUGCCGAUCAGCCUCAUCAUCCAGCGGCGCAUUUGAAAAAGUAUGCGGUUGAUUUCCUCCGGCAUUCUCCUGCUCUUGUGAAAGCGACCGAUGGAUGGGAAAAGGCGAAACGUCGAAUUGAUCGAAAUGCUAUGUGCCUGAUGCUGCUCCAUGUCUAUCAUGAUGUAAGAAGUCCUUGUAUUGUCAGAUGAAAGUUAUAGGUAAGAACUAAUCUAAUUGUUGUUUGCAGUUGGGUGGGUUUUUUUUGUAUUUUGCUAAAGUUGUGCUAGAGGAAUAAGGAAAUCGAAAAUACAAAGAAAAGUGAAUCAAGUA